Messenger RNA from Etheostoma spectabile (orangethroat darter), 280 nucleotides. RefSeq names its product translocase of outer mitochondrial membrane 6 homolog (yeast) (gene tomm6). Bases 23 to 217 code for a protein of 64 amino acids. The transcript has 3 exons. Gene Ontology annotation, cellular component: mitochondrial outer membrane translocase complex. Lineage: Eukaryota; Metazoa; Chordata; Actinopteri; Perciformes; Percidae. The record is from RefSeq and is a predicted model, not a curated record.
UGUUGCAUAGCACGUUAGCAAGAUGAGCGGGGCAAACGGUAAAAAGGGUCCUUCCACCGGUGUGAUGGAGUGGAUCGGUUCAGCGUGUCGAUUUGCAACAGACAGAAACGACUUCAGAAGGAAUCUUCUGGUCAACCUGGGCUUGUUUGCAGCGGGUGUUUGGGUUGCAAGAAAUCUCUCAGAUUUUGAUCUGAUGUCUCCUCAGCCCGUUACAUAACCUGGUCAAAAUACCGCACCACCGAAACCAGGAUGAGACGGUGUCUUGGACCAACAAAGAAGA